GAGUCACCUGGCUCCUCUCAACCUCAUUAGACCGAAAACCUAGGCGCAAAUCAAAAGACCAGAUUUACCAUAUCCAUUGAACAAUGGCUGCCACGCAAGAAAUCGCGAUUCCCGUUGACGGCUGUUACACAGUGAAUUGUGAUAAGUGCGGAAAGACAACAUGGAAGGGAUGCGGGCGACACGCUGAGCAGGUCAUGCAGAACGUGAAAGAGGAGGACAAAUGUGUGUGCCCACGGUAGGAUGAUUGGGCGCGGAAAGGCAGAUCGCUGGUAGGACUCGGAUGUACUGUAAAGAAAGGAAUAAGAAUAUAUCGAGACGUGACAGCG
This is a messenger RNA of Serpula lacrymans var. lacrymans S7.9, 326 nucleotides long. RefSeq lists its product as uncharacterized. The record is from RefSeq and is a predicted model, not a curated record. The transcript has 4 exons. Lineage: Eukaryota; Fungi; Basidiomycota; Agaricomycetes; Boletales; Serpulaceae. Bases 84 to 239 code for a protein of 51 amino acids.